AUGACCUCCGCGUCCCCGAAGAGGAAGAGAGAUUACCCUCACCCUCUGGACACAAAGACGCCUGGGCCUCGGUUAUUCAGUGAGAGCGACCUGGAAGAAUAUGAUGAAGGCAGUCCUCAAAGCAAAGUUGCGCGAAAGUUCGAUGACCUUGAAAUUCAUGGCCCUCAGGAUCAGGGGGACCACGACGUCAGCGGGAAUCCGAACGAGCAGCCUAUAGUCCUCUCGGUAUCAUCGGCUGGAGUACCUGACCGAGACGCGAACCUUUGGACACUAAAGAAGAAGCAAAUGUCGGAGAGUCUGACUGGUGUAACUUCUCGAGCUGAGAAUGUGCCAACGAAACCCGCAAGGAAAUCUUCCCGCUCCAAAUCUCCUCCAUUAACGAGUGAGAUAUCCAAUGAGUUUUGGCAAGAUUCUGAAAUCACGGGGCAUAUUCCUAGCGACCCUAGCGACGACGGCUAUGGAAUCAAUGGAAUCGGUUUCAAACCAACCGCGGCAGUUGCCUGGUCGAGAUCACAACGACGUAAACAACAGCUGUCCGACUACAAGAACCGCGAAACUCGAGAAGCUCGACAACAGAGGAGUGAGAGGAGAAAACGUCGUAUUGACGCAGGCGAAGAUGCGUUGUCCAUCGAGUCUUCGCCACGCAAGACCGCGCGUGUCCAUUUCGAAGACGGCUGA
Fonsecaea erecta is the source of this 678-nucleotide messenger RNA. RefSeq lists its product as hypothetical. NCBI's taxonomy places the organism in Eukaryota, Fungi, Ascomycota, Eurotiomycetes, Chaetothyriales, Herpotrichiellaceae. The transcript has a single exon. The record is from RefSeq and is a predicted model, not a curated record. The coding region runs from base 1 to 678 and encodes 225 amino acids.